Impatiens glandulifera is the source of this 856-nucleotide messenger RNA. Its product is annotated as transcription factor MYB36-like. The transcript has 3 exons. The coding region runs from base 1 to 834 and encodes 277 amino acids. NCBI's taxonomy places the organism in Eukaryota, Viridiplantae, Streptophyta, Magnoliopsida, Ericales, Balsaminaceae. The record is from RefSeq and is a predicted model, not a curated record.
AUGGGAAGAGCUCCUUGCUGUGACAAAGCAAAUGUAAAGAAGGGUCCAUGGUCACCUGAAGAAGAUGCUAAACUCAAAUCUUACAUUCAACAAAACGGCACCGGAGGAAACUGGAUUUCUUUGCCUCAAAAGAUUGGUCUUAAAAGGUGCGGGAAGAGUUGUAGGCUAAGAUGGUUGAACUAUCUUCGCCCAAAUAUCAAGCAUGGUGGGUUUUCUGAAGAAGAAGAUAACAUCAUUUGCAGCCUCUAUAUAAGUAUUGGAAGCAGAUGGUCUAUUAUUGCAGCUCAAUUGCCUGGAAGAACAGAUAACGAUAUCAAGAACUAUUGGAACACGAGGCUGAAGAAGAAGCUUCUUGGAAAGAGUUCAUCCAUACAAAGAAGAAGGAAAGAGUCUAAUAAUGCUGUUAUUGAUAGAUCCAGCAUGGCUCCCACUUCUGAUGGCAUGAUUAGUGUAAAUGUACCACCACAACCAGUACCCAAUUCGAAUGAUCAAGAUCACGAGUCUUUGAUCAGAAAGCUUUUGAUCAAGAUUGGUGGGAAGUUUGCCAAUUCAAACAUGAUUGAUCUUGGUAAUGUUUCAGCUUCAUCAUCAUCAAGCUACAUGCCUAUUCUUGAUCCUGGAAUUAAUAUUCCCCUUUUGGAUGCACAAAUUAGCACUACUACUCUGUUUCCAUCUGAUGGAUUGGAGUUUUUAUAUGGAGACAUGGUCAAUAUCAAUCAUCAUGACAUGAGUUUUCCAGUUGAAACUAUGACUUAUGGGGGAUUAAUGGAUGAUGAUCAGUGGCAAGGAGUUGGUAAUUGGGUACCUAGUCAAGAAGGUGGUGGGUUUUCUUGAUUUCAAUUAUUUGAAAAAAAAU